Messenger RNA from Ilex paraguariensis (yerba mate), 1572 nucleotides. Lineage: Eukaryota; Viridiplantae; Streptophyta; Magnoliopsida; Aquifoliales; Aquifoliaceae. The record is from the annotation of a GenBank genome assembly.
AUGGAGUAUAGGCAUGGAAGGGUGUUUGUUGGAGGGGUUUCACAGGAGACAGACGAAGAGACUCUGAAAGAGCAUUUUGGGAAGUAUGGGGAGGUGAGAGAGUCUGAAGUUCUCACAGACAAAGUGACAGGUUACAAAAGAGGGUUCGGAUUCGUCACUUUUGUGGACCCAUCUGUAGUUGGUAGAGUCCUUCAAGAAGAGCAUAUCAUUCUUGGAAGAACGGUAGAGGUGAAUAUAGCGAAACCCAAACGUGGGAUGUGCACAAAUUAUUGCUGCCAAGAAUGCUGCUGCCUCCGCCAACAGGAGAUCAUUGGUGCUAGUACAAGUUCCUGUAAUGGCAAUUGUAAUUCUCGGGUUAGGACUAAGAAGAUUUUUGUUGGCGGUUUACCAUCUAGCUUGAUAGAGGAAGAGUUCCGGAGUUACUUUGGGACAUUCGGUACGAUUGAGGAUGCAAUUGUGAUGUAUGACAAAAAAACAAAUAGGCCUAGGGGCUUUGGGUUCGUCACUUUUGAGUCAGAAGAGACCGCAGAAAAUGUAUUGCAAAACAGUUUUCAUCAAUUAAACAAUAAGAUUGUGGAGGUCAAGAGGGCUAAACCUAAAGUCAGGAGUAAUAAUCAUAUAGGCUCUGAUGACUUGUGUUUUGGAGUAGGGUCUAUAAAUGGUGGUUUUGGGUUUUACUCUCCAUAUGCUGAUUGCUGCAGCAGCUGUGCUUUUUGUACAUUCUCUGAUCCAAAUUUUUCAGUUUACUCUGAUGGAUUGGGGGCUUACACGAACAUGAAUAAUGGGUUUGGUUAUGAGACCUUUUCUGGCGCGUCUCAUUAUUAUCUAUGUAAUCCACUGUGGUAUGGAGGUUUGGUUUCUUCUCCAACAUAUGUCAAUGGUGUGGCUUAUGCAACUGACUGGGAUAGUCAGCUCAUGUAUGCAACUACGUAUAUCAAUGGUGGGGCUUAUGCGACUGGCUGGGAUAGUCAGCUCAUGUAUGCAACUACGAAUUUCAAUGGUGGGACUUAUGCGACUGGCUGGGAUAAACGAUUGAGGGAUGCACCUGAUGGUAGUGUUCAUUAUUCAUGCCGAAAAGAAGAUACUGAUCCAAAUCCUGAUGGACUUUUGAUCUCUCCUAACUCGAUUAAAUCUAAUGAGAAUGGUGAUAGUUGUAAUGCUGGAAUUCCGGCUAGUAAAAUCCAAACUUGGAUUCAGGGUGCAUUAGGUAAUGAAAUCAAUGGUGCUGAAGAGAAAAGGGAAGUGGAUAACCAAUCAAUGCCUCAUAUAUAUGGCUAUCAGGCGUCUGUGAUUGUAUGUAAUGAUAGCUUAAAUGAAAGCGAUGAAGGUACUCAUGCUAAGGUUAGAACAAAUAAAAGUCUGCCUCGGAUGGAUAUGUGGAGAUUGGAAGAUAAUGGUACAGAAAAUUUGAGCGCAGAUAACCAAGGCCUUGCCAUUCUUGUUGGCACUGAGAAAGACUCAGUGGGUACAAGACAUGACUCAUGCUUGGAAGAUGAUGGUACAGAAAAUAAGGGAGCAGAUAGCCAAGGCCUUCCCACUCUGGUUGACACUCAGAAAAAUUCAGGUCAGUGA